UAACGGCGGCGGCCCUACCCAAGUAAUAAAAUUUUCAGCUAACCAAAGCGGUUGUGAAGUGUACGCGCCACCGCACACCAAAACCCGCCAAAUCCCGAAAGCUUGCGUGAAAAGUGGUGCUGAGUUACUGAUCAUAUCUGGAAGCAACACCACCGACUUCUCUCAUACAUUUCACACGCGAAUUUUCUAGGGUUUUGGUCAGGAGCCCCAAAAUUUGGGGCAAUUGAAGAACCUAGGGUUUGCUAAUCAGUCCAAGAAGCAAAAACCCAGUUCGUUUCUGAUUCGAUUGAGCUAGGGUUUCUCGACCUUGGUUCAAAAAUGGCGAUAAUCGGCGACGCGCUUCGCCAGGCGUUCAUGCCAAAGCGCGAGUACGAGAGCCUCCGGGAGGAAGACAGGGCGUGGGAGAAGCUCCAGAGACCGCUGUUAAUGGCUUCCGUGGCUUUGGUCUGCCUCGUCGUUGUUGUGUGCACGGUUAUCAGCUUGAAUAUUGUGUUUCCGGCCGACCCGACUAAGAGACCGUUCUGCGGCGACCGGAGGCUUAAUUCGUUGCCGAUGAAUGUGAGAGGCGGGGAUUCCGAUCUGUUUCCCGGAGCUUUUUAUCUUACGGAUCAGGAGAUUGCGGAUUACUAUUGGAUGGUUGUGUUCAUUCCCUCCUUGAUCAUUUUCUUGGCUACUUUCGUGUACCUUGUCGCGGGAAUCAUUGUUGCUUAUUCUGCUCCAACACGACAUGGAUGCUUAAGGGUUGUUGAAAAUAACUAUUGUGCUUCAAAAAGAGGUGGGGUUCGAUGUCUAUCGAUUCUGAAUGCCGUCUUUGCUGUCAUAUUUGGUCUACUUGCAUUGUUUCUUGGUUCAAGCCUCCUCACACAAGGAAGCUCCUGCUCUGUGCCCCUUUUCUGGUGCUAUGAGGUUGGUUCUUGGGGAAUGGUUAUUUUAUAUGGAGGAACCGCCUUUUUUCUAAGAAGGAGAGCAGCGGCAAUCCUUGAUGAGGGAGAUUUUGGUGGUCGAAACCUGGGGCUAGAAAUGUUGGAGAAUCCUGUAGAAGUUUCACCACAGGUGGAAAGGCCGGUUAACGAAGGGUUUAAAGCAUGGAUGGGGUCAUCACUCCUAUCGUCUGAUGAAGAAGAUGAACCUGGCAGUUAUUAAGAACUUUCUUACAUACCUCCGUCAACUCUAACAUGCAAAUGGUGUGGUAUUUACGUGAAGCCUUUCAGAACUAAACAGCUUCCCGCAGAUUUUUUGACAAAUUCAGGAGUGGAUAGAGUAGUUUGAAAUUCAACGUUGGCUUGUUGAAGAUGCCAGCUUUGAAACGGUUCUAGUGAUGAUGUAACACAGAGUGAAAGCUAAUUUUCGGACAUAGCUUCAUGUUGAUUUUGUAACCUUUGUUGCACAUGCCCUCUUUGGUAGCCUGUGAAUAUCUAACCAGAUUUCUCUCUC
Messenger RNA from Pyrus x bretschneideri (Chinese white pear), 1434 nucleotides. RefSeq lists its product as uncharacterized. Bases 319 to 1143 code for a protein of 274 amino acids. The transcript is spliced from 3 exons. Lineage: Eukaryota; Viridiplantae; Streptophyta; Magnoliopsida; Rosales; Rosaceae. The record is from RefSeq and is a predicted model, not a curated record.